UUCUCUUAACUCUUACAUCCAACAAAAAAAAAACUAUAUUCAGCGAGAAAAAAAAAAACCAAAAGAUGAACUUCAUCUCUGAUCAGGUAAAGAAACUCUCCGACACGAAAACGGCGGAGCCGGAGCACAACAAGCCCGUCGAAGGAACCGAAACAACCAAUAGACCAGCUUCCUCCGCCGAGGUCAUGGCUAGUGCCAAGAUUGUAGCCGAAGCUGCUCAAGCCGCAGCUCGUAACGAAUCCGACAAACUCGACAAGGGUAAAGUCGCCGGAGCCAGCGCUGAUAUCUUAGACGCCGCCGAGAAGUACGGUAAGCUCGAUGAAAAAAGCGGUGCUGGUCAGUACCUCGAGAAGGCCGAGAAGUAUCUCAACGAGUACGAAUCUACACACUCUACUUCCGGCGCCGGUGCUCCUCCUCCGGCGGCGGCGAGUCAUGAUGAUCCGGCGGCGGCGAGUCAUGAGGAGCCGGCAGCUAAGAAAGCCGAUGAAGAGUCUGGUGGUGGCUUGGGAGGUUAUGCAAAGAUGGCUCAAGGUUUCAUGAAGUGAUUUGUGAUCUUUAUUUGUAGUUUUAUUCAUGCGCGUAAUAAUAAGAUUAAAUAACUAAGUACGCUAAUUAGUAAUUAUGUUGCAUCGUUUAGUAUGGUCGUAUGAUGUAAUAAUAACUUUGGAGAUCAUGAAUCUAUCCUUGUUAUGUCAGAAAAAAAAUUUGUGUUUAUGCUAAAUUUUAUUGCU
This is a messenger RNA of Eutrema salsugineum, 731 nucleotides long. RefSeq names its product nodulin-related protein 1. NCBI's taxonomy places the organism in Eukaryota, Viridiplantae, Streptophyta, Magnoliopsida, Brassicales, Brassicaceae. Gene Ontology annotation, biological process: response to heat; regulation of abscisic acid biosynthetic process. The transcript has a single exon. The coding region runs from base 66 to 545 and encodes 159 amino acids. The record is from RefSeq and is a predicted model, not a curated record.